Silurus meridionalis is the source of this 2514-nucleotide messenger RNA. Its product is annotated as extracellular calcium-sensing receptor-like. Lineage: Eukaryota; Metazoa; Chordata; Actinopteri; Siluriformes; Siluridae. Gene Ontology annotation, cellular component: membrane. The record is from RefSeq and is a predicted model, not a curated record. Gene Ontology annotation, biological process: G protein-coupled receptor signaling pathway. Gene Ontology annotation, molecular function: G protein-coupled receptor activity.
AUGCACUUUGUGAAGGUGUGGGGUGAAAGUGCCAGGCCAAAGGAAGAUCCUAACUGCACUCUACAGAAUCAUUUGGGGCCAGGCUUCAUUGCUGAUGGAGACUUUGUCAUUGGGGGUAUAUUCCCUUUUCACUACAAUCAGGAAAUGCCAGAUGUGAACUUCACAUACAAGCCUGGACCAGUAAAGUGUAAUGGGUUUGAUCCCGAAGCUUUUCGCUGGGGUCUGACCAUGAAGCUUGCUGUAGAGGAAAUUAACAACAGCUCUGAACUGCUACCGAACCACACUUUGGGCUUUAAAAUGUUUGAUUCCUGUGCAUACCCAUUAACGGCUCAGAGAGCCGCUCUGGCUGUGAUUAAUGGACCGAAUGAAGCAGACAAACAAAUGUGUAAAGGCGCAAGCCCGAUGUUGGCUGUUAUUGCUGAGUCUGGAUCAGCUGAGUCUAUUGUGGUUUCUCGAAUUUUACAACAUUUCAGGAUUCCAAUGAUCAGCUAUUUCUCUUCCUGUGCCUGCCUCAGUGACAGACGAGAAUUCCCGACAUUCUUUAGAGUCAUCCCCAAUGAUGCGUACCAGGUGAAAGCUAUUGCAAAGCUGCUGAUACAUUACAACUGGACAUGGGUGGGUGUUGUGCGGGGAGAUCACAUAUAUGGCCACUUCGCCCUGCAAGGACUGCUUAAGGAGCUGAAGGGUACAAGUGUGUGUAUCUCCUAUCAGGAGAUGAUCCCCCUGUUAUACAACAGCCAGAGAGCGAUAGAGAUCAUCCGUGUGAUGAACAGCUCCACUGCUCGGGUCGUGGUGGUGUUUUCAGCUGAGGGGGAACUCACUCCCUUUAUGAAGGACUAUAUGAAUCUGAACGUUACUGGAAUUCAGUGGAUUGCCAGUGAAGCUUUGGCGACAGCUUCAGUGUUCACAGGAAGUGAAUAUUACCCUUUCCUAGGAGGCAUGAUUGGGUUUGGGAUACGUCAGGGACAAAUUCCAAAGCUGAAAGAUUACUUAACAACAGUGAACCCACAGACAUACUCCUCUAAUACACUAGUGCAUGAACUGUGGGGUGUUUUGUAUGGGUGCUCUCACAUUUCCUCUAUUCCCCUUAAUAAUCCGUUGCCUCUAUGUACUGGGAAAGAGCCAAUAAGCAAGCAUCAUUCUGGCUACCUGAACACAUCCAGUCCUCGUAUUCCUUAUAAUAUAUAUAAAAGUGUAUAUGCUAUUGCUCACUCCCUCCACCAACUAACUUCCUGCAAACCUGGAAAUGGGCCAUUCAUUAACUCCACAUGUGCUGACAAUAGCAAUAUCUACCCUUGGCAGCUCCAGUAUUACCUGCAAGAGGUCUCCUUCACUAUUUCAGGAGAGUUAGUGAACUUUGAUAUGAAUGGUGACUCGAUCCCAUCCUACGAUCUGAUCAACUGGCAGAGGGGCACAGCUGGCAAUAUCGAGUUGGUUCAAGUCGGCAUGUACGAUGGGUCUCGUGAGGCUGGAAAUGAGCUGGUCAUUUACGACACUGCUAUCACAUGGGUGCCAGUCUCUAUUUGCAGUGACAGCUGCCCACCAGGAUUUAGAAAAGCUGUCCGUCAAGGGGAGCCUCUGUGCUGCUUUGACUGUGUACCAUGUGACAGUGGGAAGAUUAGUAAUCAGACAGUAGACUGCAUGGCCUGCCCUGAAGAUUACUGGUCGAAUGUUGACGGAACAGAAUGCAUUCCCAAGGUUAUCGAAUUCCUUUCCCAUGAUGCAAUGGGGUUAAUACUGACAUUUAUUGCUGUUUUGGGGGCCUGUGUCACUUUAGCUGUAUUUGCAGUCUUUCUCUACCACAGAAACACUCCCAUUGUGCGUAUGAAUAACUCUGAGCUGAGUUUCUUCAUCUUGUUCUCCUUGACCCUGUGUUUCCUGUGUGCACUGAUCUUCAUUGGGGAGCCCACAUCCUGGUCUUGCAUGCUGCGCCACACUGCUUUCAGCAUCACUUUCUCGCUCUGUAUCUCGUGCAUCCUGGGGAAAACCUUAGUGGUGCUCGCUGCUUUCACAGCCACCCAACCUGGAAACAAUGUCAUGAAAUGGCUUGGGCCUAUACAGCAGAGGAUCAUUAUUUUUAGCUGCACCCUGGUCCAGAUGAUCAUCUGUGCAGCAUGGCUCAUAUCGUCCCCUCCAGUCCCCUACAGAAACACACAGUAUCAGCGCUCUAAGAUUAUUCUAGACUGUAGGGUGGGAUCUGAGCUGGCCUUCUGGUGUGUACUCGGCUACAUUGGCAUUUUGGCCUGUUUGUGUUUCAUUUUGGCCUUUCUGGCUCGAAAACUACCUGGGAAUUUUAGGAAAUAUAUUACUUUUAGCAUGUUAAUAUUUUGUGCAGUGUGGCUGGCAUUUAUACCUGCUUAUGUCAGUUCCCCUGGUAAAUUCACCACUGCAGUCGAAAUCUUUGCUAUUUUAGCCUCAAGUUUUGGGCUUCUUUUGUGCUUAUUUGCUCCAAAGUGUUACAUCAUUCUACUUAAACCAGAAAAGAAUACCAAACAGCAUCUAAUGGGGAAAUAA